AUCCACCGCAGAAUCCACUUUCAGAAAAUACAGAUAAGAGACCAAAGAGAUAACCGAGCUCCCAGAGUUCUUCACUGAGAAGAGCAGCAAUGGCAGCAGCAUCGGCAACCACCGCCGUGUUCUUCGGCACCACCCGAACUCCGUGCUUCCGCAGGGCCGACGCUUCCAAGCGAUUCCCGCACCCUUUCAAGGCGGACGCAGUUUCCGACGUCGGGUUCGUUACCAGUCAGCUGAGCGGCGUCAGAAUCUCCUACGACAUGUCGUCUCAGCUUCCCAGUAUCUCCACUCAUUCCCUCCCCGCCCUUCAGCCCAUCGUUGCCCGUAGAAUUUGUCCUUUCACUGGGAAGAAAGCAAACAGGGCAAACAAGAUUUCCUUCUCAGCCCACAAGACCAAGAAGUUGCAGUUUGUGAACCUACAGUACAAGAGGGUUUGGUGGGAAGCUGGGAAGCGCUUUCUUAAACUGCGUUUGUCGACCAAAGCAUUGAAGACCAUAGAGAAGAACGGGAUUGAUGCCGUUGCCAAGAAGGCAGGGAUUGAUCUUCGCAAGUUAUGAUUCUUGGUUUUGUACACUAGUUCUAUUGUAAGGCAUGCCCGAUCACUUAGUUCCAAAUAUUUUUUUCAAUCUUGAGCUUUAGUUUCCAUUACUGCAACCAGCAAGUUCUUUGCUCUCUCCGAUGUAUGUGUGGUCGAUUAAGUCUAUGACGAUUAUUUGCUUCAAGCACAAGGAAUGUCACAACAGAGCAUGCAUAUUUCUGCAAA
Molecule: messenger RNA, 760 nt
Organism: Malus domestica (apple)
Lineage: Eukaryota; Viridiplantae; Streptophyta; Magnoliopsida; Rosales; Rosaceae
Product: large ribosomal subunit protein bL28c-like
Biological process (GO): translation
Cellular component (GO): ribosome
Molecular function (GO): structural constituent of ribosome
Source: RefSeq, a predicted model, not a curated record